This is a messenger RNA of Emiliania huxleyi CCMP1516, 1221 nucleotides long. RefSeq lists its product as hypothetical. The transcript is spliced from 2 exons. The record is from RefSeq and is a predicted model, not a curated record. The coding region runs from base 1 to 1221 and encodes 406 amino acids. Lineage: Eukaryota; Haptophyta; Isochrysidales; Noelaerhabdaceae.
AUGAAGCCGCUCCUGAAGGUCCGCACGGUGACACUCGGCCUCAGCCUUCUCCCUAACCAGCCCGACGCCUGGGAUCUCGAGCUCGCGCGGGCCGCCGCCUUUGUGUCUUCCGCGCGGCGGCGGCUCGAGGACGCGGGCUACGAGGUGCAGACGACACGGAUCAGCAGCCAGAGCUUUGAGUCGUGGGUCGACGUCUCCGACGCGACCGCGGCGCUCGAGGCCUUCCGCCGGCUCGACGCCACCCUGCUGCGCCUCGGUGUCGGCCUCUUCAACGCAGGCCCAGCCACGUCGCCCGAGGGCCUCGCGCUCGUGCCGCAGAUCGUAGCGCUCGGGCCGCGCAUCUCAGCCUCCGGCGCGAUGCCCGGGCCGCUUGACCGCGCCGCCGCCUCGCGCCUCGCGGACGCGAUCCUUACCAUCUCGCAGACGACCGCCGGCGGCGAGGGAAACUUUCAGUUUUGCGCCUCCUUCAACACGCCCUUCUUCCCCGCGUCCUACCACGAGGGCGCCUCCCCCUCCUUCGCCAUCGGCUGCGAGACGUCCGAGCUUCUCGCCCACGCGAUGCCCCGUGCCGGCGGCGACCUGCCUCGCGCAAAGGCACUCCUGGUCGACACCUUCACCGACCAGCUGCUGCCGCUGCAGGCGAUUGCGCGGCAGCUGUCGCAGGCGCACGCACCUGCCGUGCGCGGCCCUACUCUAGCCCAGGCCUGGACCCGGCCUGGCGACCCCGCACAGGCGCACGGCCUACAGUACGACGGGAUCGACGCGAGCGUCGCGCCGAUGGGCGAUGCGAGCCCGCUGACCGGCUCCUUCGAGUCGCUCGGCCUCGGCUCCUUUGGACAGAGCGGCACCCUCGCCGCGGCGGCGCUGGUGACGGGCGCGCUCAAAGAGCUGCCCGUCGACACUUGCGGCUACUGCGGCCUCAUGUUGCCGCCCCUCGAGGAUGCGGGCUUGGCACGCGGCGCGGCCGACGGCGCCUACCGCAUCCACGACUUGCUCGCCUACUCGGCCGUGUGCGGCUUGGGCCUGGACACCGUCCCCGUGCCGGGCGACGUGCCUAAGGCCAAGCUCGCGGCGCUCCUCCUCGACGUCGCGGCUCUCGCGUUCCGGCUAAACAAGCCAUUGACGGCUCGCCUCUUCCCCGUCCCCGGGAAGGCCGCCGGGGACGCCGUCGAGUUUGAGAACCCGCACCUUUGCAGCUCCGCGGUCUUUGACGUGCCCUGA